AUGACAAGUCCGGUUAGUAGAAAAGUAGCAGUUGCUUUAGAUCCAGGUUCAGAAGAAACAGAGUACACAAUAGAUUGGAUUAUAGAAAAUUUCUUAAAACCUGAUAGAGAUGACGUACACUUGGUUUCUGCUUUAUACCUUAACUCAGAUUUCGAUGUAACAGAUUUGGGCAUGAACAUUAAUUAUGCUCCUGAAUAUGUUAAAAAAUGGGAAAAUGAAAUAAAUUGUAAAGUUGAAAUAAUAAAAACCCAAUCAGAUUCGCGUAAUCUUAUAGUUGACUAUACUGAAAAUGAAAAAGUUGAUGUACUUGUUAUGGGAACAAUGAUAAAAAAAUUGGGAGCAAAUUUAAAUUAUGUGAUUCCAAGCAUUCUUAAAAGAACUAAAGGUUCUAAUGUUUCAACGAUUGCUUCACAACCAACUCAACAACCAUAUACAGAGUCCAUAAUUAUAAAACCUUUUGUUAACCUUCCAAUUAACGAUCCAAUAUAUUCAAAACAAUAUCUUAUUACAAAAUCAAAUCAAUUAUAUAAUUGGUUCGAAAACCGUAGAAAUUUAAAACUUUAUCUUAAUGGAAAAAUUAAUAAAAAUAUGCUUGCAAAAAAGUUCAUUGAUCUAAAUAAAUAUUUUGCAAGCGGUGAAUUGGAAGCUAUAGAGGAACUUGUUACCCCAGAAUUUUAUCGUGUUAUAAAAAGAAAUUUAUUAAAUCGACAUCUAGGAACAUAUUAUUGGAAUGUCUAUGACCAAAUAGAACCUAAAGUUGAAUGCAUUCGUGCUGCAUCUAUAGUACUGGAUUCUAAAACAUCCUUAUAUACUCAAGUAAUAUUAAGCAUUGAAAUUGAUGAGAAUUUAGUAGUAUUUGAUAUAUUUGGAAAUAUACUUGCAGGAAAUAAAAAUUACAGUCAAAAGACUACAAGAUAUGUUGUGUAUAAUUAUAAUACAAGAGACAGACCAAAUCAAUGGAUAAUAGCAGGAACUUAUGAGCCUAAAAAAAUAACUAAAAGUUUUUUUAAAGAAACUGGUUUAUGGAUGUUAAGCUUAACAAGGGAAAGAUUUAAAAAUUAUUUGAAAAAUAUGAAAAAUAAAUAUUUGUAA
Molecule: messenger RNA, 1092 nt
Organism: Entrophospora sp. SA101
Lineage: Eukaryota; Fungi; Glomeromycota; Glomeromycetes; Entrophosporales; Entrophosporaceae
Source: the annotation of a GenBank genome assembly